Molecule: messenger RNA, 3087 nt
Organism: Chelonoidis abingdonii (Abingdon island giant tortoise)
Lineage: Eukaryota; Metazoa; Chordata; Testudines; Testudinidae
Gene: GDF6
Product: growth differentiation factor 6
Biological process (GO): BMP signaling pathway
Cellular component (GO): extracellular region
Molecular function (GO): cytokine activity; growth factor activity
Source: RefSeq, a predicted model, not a curated record
UGGAGCUCAGGCCCUGGGCGCCGCCGCUGCCGCCCUCGCUCAGUCUGCCUCCGGCCGGGGCUUUCCGUGCGCUCUGCUCCGGGGAGCCGCUCGCUAUGAACGCAGCCCGGGCCCUGCUCUCCGCCGUGUUCCUCAUCAGCUUCCUGUGGGAUUUACCCGGUUUCCAGCUGGCUUCCAUCGGCUCCUCCACCAAGGGCCCGAGGAGCCGCCGAGAGGCGAAGGUGGCCAGGUCCCCCAGAGGCAUCCCCGCCCUGGCCAGCCACUGGCCGGGGGGCAAAGCGCAGCAGCGAGCGGAGCCCCACGAGUACAUGCUGUCUCUGUACAGGACCUACUCCAUAGCGGAGAAACUGGGGAUCAAUGCCAGCUUUUUUCAGUCAUCGAAAUCCGCCAAUACUAUCACUAGUUUUGUAGACAGGGGACGAGACGAUCUCUCGCCCGCCCCGCUCAGGAGACAGAAGUAUUUGUUUGAUGUAUCGACUCUCUCCGACAAAGAGGAGCUGGUGGGAGCGGAGCUACGGCUCUUUCGCAAAGCCCCGGGCCAUCGCCUCCCCCAGCCCCCGCCGGGCCUGUCCUCCAUGCAGCUCUUCCCCUGCCUCUCCCCCCGGCUCCUGGGCGCCCGGACUCUGGCCCCGCAGGAGGCUCCCCCGGCCGGCUGGGAAGUGUUUGACGUGUGGCAGGGGCUGCAGCAGCAGCAGCCCUGGAAGCAACUGUGCCUGGAGCUGCGGGCCCCGGGGGGCCGGGGGCAGCAGCCGCUGCCGGACCUCAGGAGCCUGGGCUUCGGCCGGAGAGGCCGGGCGCAGCAGGAGAAGGCGCUGCUAGUGGUGUUCACCAGGUCCCCGCGGAAGAACCUGUUCGCCGAGCUGCGGGAGGAGCGGGGCUCGCCGCAGGCGGAGCGGGGCUCUCCGCAGCGCGUGCCGCAGGAGACCCAGCAGCAGUUCAAGACGCGGCGGAAGAGGCGGACCGCCUUCGCCAGCCGCCAUGGCAAGAGGCAUGGCAAGAAGUCCCGGCUCAGGUGCAGCAAAAAGCCUCUGCACGUGAACUUCAAGGAGCUGGGCUGGGACGACUGGAUUAUCGCCCCGCUGGAGUACGAAGCCUACCACUGCGAAGGGGUGUGCGACUUUCCGCUGCGAUCCCACCUGGAGCCCACCAACCACGCCAUCAUCCAGACCCUCAUGAACUCCAUGGACCCCAGCUCCACGCCUCCCAGCUGCUGCGUGCCCACCAAACUGACCCCUAUCAGCAUCCUCUACAUAGAUGCGGGCAACAACGUGGUGUACAAGCAGUACGAGGACAUGGUGGUCGAGUCCUGCGGUUGCAGGUAGCAGGCUGCUUUGCCGGUCUCCCAGGGGCAGAUCGAGGCGGUUUGGAGCUAUAAAUGAACUCAAAGGACAGGAGCGGGCUGGUCGAGUCUGAGGUCCCGGAAAGCUCACCUAUGGGACGGGAGGGGAAUUCUCACAUGCUGGGUGCUCCUGGAAAACAGUCAAGGAUCUGCGGCGCGUGUGCAUCGGCUGGCGUGAUCUGCAUACUUGAUAGGCUUGAAUGGGUGAGGAAGAGUUUUUGUAUCCUGCUCUCGACACAUUGGAAACCAGCAUUAAAACUAGCCACCAAUCAACCCCUUCCCCUCUGGCGAAGCUCCCCAUUACAGAGGGGAACGUGGGUUUUAACUGCCUGCUCCGUGCCUGACCCAGCCGGCCCCUCACCUAACAAGCUGGGGCUGCUCAGUUUUCAGGAGAAAGCUGGCACUGAGUAGCCCACCUUCCAGAUCCUGCUUUGCACACAAGGAGACUCAAGGCCACCCCUUCAUUCUAAGAACUGGGUGGAAGUGGAAGCGGGAAAGUGGGAGGGGGAGGAAAAGAGGGGGACACUUUUGCAAAAGCUUUCUUCAGAUCUGAUGGAAACCAGCGCUGUCCAGAUCAGGUUGUGGGAGUCACGUCUGGAGAGAGAAGGAUUAUUUUGCUGCGCCUUCUCCGUUGAUGUAUCUCCCCAGUGUACACAAGAUGCAGUGACAGGCACCUGUUCAAACUGAGCCCAUUUGAGAUUAAGGGAAAGCAAUAGGCACGACUCUUUUCAUGGGUUGGCAUGCGGAGAGUAAUGGGACUAGCAAGCAGAGGAGGCAAAAAAAAAAAAAUCCCCAAUAAAGUUUUGGUUCCAAGGACUUUUCCCCUUAGAAUUAUCUGAUGAUCAAUACCCGCUUUAAGUGUAAAGGCAAAUUACCAAGUAUAAAGACAAUCAAAGCCAGAGAGCAGAAUGACUCUUGCCUCUGAAGUUUCCCUAAGAAGAGUUAUUUCGCUUCUGCCCUCUCUCUUUCACAUUCCUGCAAAAUUACCAGCCAGAAAUAGCCUACGGCCCCCUCCCCCCCGAAAAAACAUUGUUCCAGAUUGUAAUUACCAGUUAGGUUAUAUUUUAAGACUUAGUAAUGAAAAACUGUGAAAAGAGCGAAGUGUUACAGAAAACACAAAUAGGAGUGAUUUGGAAUGAAAGCUCCUUUAAAUUUCAAGAAAAAGCAUGUAACUAUUCAAUUAACAAAUUCCAUAGGUAGCUCUAUCAACCUGCAACAGUAUUAUAUGGAAAUAUGGUGUUGGAAAAAGCAUUUAUAACGAUUUUUGUUUCCUUCCCACCUUUAGUCUGAAACAUGACUUCACCUAAGGAAAGUGCACUUCUCAGCAUGCCCAAACCUUUUUGUGUCUAUUUUUAACUUGUAUGUUUAUAAGUUUAAACUUCUCCCAAGGAAUUCUAGUGCUGUGAGCUUAUCUAGUUUCACAGAGCUUCAAACUGGUGAAAAAAGAUGAGAGUAAUAAUAAUUAAUUAAUAAUAUAAAACACUAAUAAUAAUAAGAAGAAGACUCGACCAGGAGCAAUAAUUUAAAAUGCACAUUUUGCUUUGGAUGCACUGUUGUUCAUAUUAAAGCUGUAAAUAUUUGUUUAUUUAAACAGACUGAAAAGUGCAAAAUGGAGGUGAACAACAUGCAUUUCUUUUUUAAAUGUACAAAACAUUAUAUGCACUCAAAAUGUUAUAAUUUCUAAUAUUUUUUAAAGUUUAUAUUUGAGUUGUACAGAGUUAAGCAUUAAACAGAUAUUUCAUUCUUCC